AUGGAACCUGUUUGGUUCCCCCCUCUCCCUGGCUGCUACAAACUAAAUUUUGAUGGGGUUGCUAGACAGGGUCUUGCAGCAGGGGGAGGUGUCAUUAGAACCCACAAUGGGGCCCUGGUCGCUGCUUAUGAUGGGAAUCUGAAUGGCCACACUAGUAACCAAGCUGAAGCCAUGGCCUUGGCUUGGGGAAUCGAGUUUUCUCUCUCCAUGGGCAUUAGAUGUAUGUACAUAGAAGGGGACUCUAAGCUCAUCAUUGAUGUUGUCAAAGGGCAGAAUAGGCUCAAUUGGACCAUUGAAGGCCCCAUCAGGGACACUCUCAGGCUUAUUUCUAGGCUUGAAUCUUUCCGGAUUAUGCAUGUGUUUAGGGGUAACGGGGUUGUUGAUGCUCUUUUUGCCCUGGGGUUAACUAACAUUGGUCUAAGAUGUUGGAGGAGCCAUACUUCUCUACCACCUCAUGUCAACUUCCUUUUAAUGGAAGAGAGAAUUCAAACUCAAAUUGAUGAUAAAGCUCUUGUUUAG
Molecule: messenger RNA, 519 nt
Organism: Cryptomeria japonica (Japanese cedar)
Lineage: Eukaryota; Viridiplantae; Streptophyta; Pinopsida; Cupressales; Cupressaceae
Exons: 1
Coding region: 1-519 (172 amino acids)
Molecular function (GO): RNA-DNA hybrid ribonuclease activity; nucleic acid binding
Source: RefSeq, a predicted model, not a curated record